Messenger RNA from Fusarium tjaetaba, 1506 nucleotides. Its product is annotated as aldehyde dehydrogenase (NAD+). Gene Ontology annotation, biological process: aldehyde metabolic process. Gene Ontology annotation, cellular component: cytoplasm. Gene Ontology annotation, molecular function: aldehyde dehydrogenase (NAD+) activity. The transcript has 5 exons. Lineage: Eukaryota; Fungi; Ascomycota; Sordariomycetes; Hypocreales; Nectriaceae. The record is from RefSeq and is a predicted model, not a curated record. The coding region runs from base 1 to 1506 and encodes 501 amino acids.
AUGUCCAAAGAAAUCACAUCCCCGCGACCCUACACCUCCGAAGCUGAAUGUCUUCAAUACCACUCUCAACUAUUCAAGACCUUCGCCACCGGAAAGACCAAAAGCAUCAAAUGGCGAAAAUGGCAGCUCAAGCAAAUGUGGUGGAUGCUCGUCGACAACGAAAAGGCCAUCGUAGAAGCAUUAGCAGCUGAUCUCGGACGCCACGAGUUCGAAGCCCUGACAUCAGAUCUUCAUGGCUUAAAGGCCGAUAUCCUCGACCAUCUCAACCAUGUGGAACAAUGGCUGCUGAGGAGCCAGUAUCUUCAGCUGGAUUCCUCAUGGGAACACUGGGAAAAGCGCGGAUUCGAAAAGAGCCUCUUGCCUGUUAUUGCAGCUAUAACUGCUGGGUGUUGUGUCGCCGUCAAACCAUCCGAGUUAUCAGUUGCGUCUCAGAACCUCAUGCAAGAUCUUGUGGGGCGGUAUCUCGACCCAGAAGCCAUUAGACUCGUCACAGGAGGACCGCAGGAAACAACAAAACUGCUCGAACUCAAGUUCAAUCACAUCUUCUUCACCGGUUCGACAAAGGUCGCGAAAUAUGUUGCUGCAGCUGCAGCGAAACAUCUCACCCCCACGGUUUUGGAGCUUGGUGGUCAGGGACCGGCGAUAGUGACAGCAAAAGCUGACCUUGAUCUUGCGGCUAAGCGUAUUGCGUAUGCCAAGUUUCUUAACGCAGGGCAGAUUUGUCUCUCGGUUAACCACGUUUUUGUCGAUCCAGAGGUUCACGAUGCUUUUGUGCAGAGAUUGCAUCACUGGACUCAACAAUUCUCCGGUGGAGAGUCGAGUCACAUGUGCAAGAUCGUCAAUAAGCGCAACUUUGAACGCUUGUCGGGUUUGUUAGAGGAUACUUCUGGAAAGGUGUUUCAAGCUUCUGGAAAGGAAGGGGAGAAUAUGCUGAGCCCAACUGUUGUUACCGACGUGAGCAUAGAUGAUUCGCUCCUAAGUGAGGAGCUAUUCGGUCCCAUUUGUCCAGUCAUCAAAGCGACGUAUAAGGAUGCGGUGCGCCAGACCAAUAGUGGUCCUCAUCCUCUCGCGAUCUACAUCUUCAGUUCAGACAGGUCAGAGAUCGACUACGUUCUACAGAACACCAUCUCGGGCGGCGUCACCAUCAACGAUGUUCUAAUGCACUACGGGGUACCAGGCGCUCCAUUCGGCGGUGUAGGUGACUCGGGUCAAGGUUAUUAUCACGGCAAAUACGGGUUCAUGGCAUUUACCCAUCAGAGGACCAUCUUGGAAAUGCCGACUUGGAUGGAUAAGCUUAUGGCGUUUCGAUAUCCUCCUUUUGACAUGAAGAAUAUGAGCAACUUUGUAGUCAAGAAUAACUUGGGAUUCCGACGAGGAGAGUCGAUGGAGGAUCAGGUCGUCGGGGGCAGUCGAUCAUGGCUUUGGGCAGCAACUGGAGUCUUGGUUGCUUCCGCUAUUGGCAUUGCUGUGAAGAAACCCCAGAGUGUUCGUGGACUAUUUUUUUAA